AUGGCCUCUCCAGCAGCCUCCCCCGCCGCCACUGCCGCCGCGCCGCAGACUUGGGCUUCCGCCGCUGUGGCUUUCGGCACCACUCAACGCAUCUUGAAGGUGCGCCCCUAUUGGCUUGACAAGAUUCUGAUGGGAGCAAAGCACUUGGAAAUUCGAGGGUCUCCGUGCCCGCAUGUCGGCUGGGUAUCCCUGGCCACCACCGGAUCGCAGCAAGUGAUGUGUCGAGUUCGCUUCGGACCUAGCCGCGCGUUGACUGCCGUGGAAGAAGAUGACAAUCGAGAGGCGCUCGCCGCCACGGGCUACGCGCGGCCGUGGGCCUGGCCCAUCGAGGAGAUGCAGCUCUUGCCACAGCCCGUGCAAGUUCCUCCGGCCGUGGCUCGUGGGUGCGUUCAGUGGAUCACCCGGGCGCGCUGGGAAGCCUUCGACUCCGAAGCGGCGUCCAGAGCGCCUAAUGCGGGGGCGCGGUGGCUCACACCCCCGAGCCUGGAUGCCGCGGAGUCACGGCCCGGUCGGGGCGCGGUCGAAGCCCGUUCCGGCGAAGGGGCCGUGCGCCGCCGGCUGCGUGGCAAACAGCCGGAUGCACUUGGGGCUUAUCCUGCCCAGCCCGGACUCCGGCGGAAGCGGUCGCCGAGUCGGAAAGCCCUCGUCGGCAAGAGACCCGCAGGCUUCGGGACCGUGGCAUGCUCCUUCAACACCAAGCGUGCGGGAGAAAGGGCUCAUGCGAGCAGGGGGUCGACGCACUGCGCCCUAUGCUCCCAAGCAAGCCUUUCCGCGGCCCUCGAGCGCCGCGGCGGCCGGGCGGCAAUGGUGCGAGUCUUGAAGGCGCUGCGCGCCCAUGCGGAGGCAAGGCCUGAGAUUUGGACUUUGGCUCUGGCGCGGGUCUCGCUGUGGGCGCCCCACGCGCGCGAGGAGCUGGAGGCCGCAGCCGCCAAGCCCAAGCGCUCGAGGCCGGAACCUGCCCAGCCCGGCGCCCGGAAGCGCGGCCGCGCGGGGUCGACCGAUUGCUGGGGUGCCUGCGCUGCAAAGCGCCAAGCCGCUGUGGCGGCGCCGAGCUCGGCGGCCAAGAAGGCCUACAGGGCCACGGUCUUGGCGGACCAACGCCGCGGGAAAAAGCGCUUCUUUCCCAGCGCCCCGCGCCGAGAGAAGGCUCCGCCGGCGGAGCUGGACGCCGUCGUCGACAACCAGGACGACCUGCCGCCUGCCCACAUUUCCACUUCGGCGGCGGCCUUGGAGAACUGGUGCCGCCAAGGCUCUUGGGGCAUGUGCCCUACGUGCGCCAUCUUACAGCCGCGCCCGCUCCGGCCGGACGAUCUGACCAAGACGGCGCUUCCAGAAGUUGCCCCGAGCGCCUGUCGGCGCUGCCGGGCGUCGCAGCCGCACCUGGCGCCGCAGCGGCAAGAUGCGCCGCCGCCCCUGCAGAACCUGACUGUCUCCAUCGUUGCUGCGCUGCGGCCCCUGGAUGUGGACGUGGGGCCCGAGGUUCGGGCGGAGGCCGGCUACAGGAAGAAAGUCCGCAUGAUCACCUUUUCGUGGGCGCUGCAGAGCGUUCCAGACAAAGUGCGGGCGUUGCCCCGGGCCGAGCGCCGGGCAGCCAAGGCCGCCCUGCAUUACUUGCUCGAGGCUGAGGAGAACGAGUACAAGGACUACUACCGGCGCCAGCGAGACUUUCUUCGCCGGCACACUGCGCCGACGGCCGUGGAAGCCAAGCGCCCCCUGCACUUCAUUGAAGAAGUGGGCCUAGAGAACGCCCUGUGGCCCCAUCUCUAUUGGAAGACUACCAUGUGUGAGUCUUAUGAGCGCCUCACCCACAAGCGGCUCCAGCAUUGGCUCGGGGAUGCGGCCCCCCGGCAGCAGUGCGGCAGCAGUGACGAGGACCCAGACGCCCACGGAGACGAUCCGGGCGAAGGAGGUCAGCUGCCUGCUGAACGGCGCCACAGCGUGAAGAGAAGCUUCCAAACCAAGCUGCUGGGACCUUGGUUGGGGUACGGCGCAGACUUCGAGCUCCUGCAGUAUGUCUACGAUCUCCACCUCUGGACAGAUUUGGGGAGCAAAAAGGGGCGCGCCGCUGGAGACAUCUCCAUGCGCAUCAUGAUGAGCGGACACCCCAUGUCGCCUCUAUAUUGGGCAGACAUCAAGCACGGGCUCUUCGACUUGGUCCGACAGAUAGGCUACCCGGACGUCUACUGGACGCUGGCGCCCUAUGAGUUCAGCUACCCGUACAACCAAUACCUGCUCGACGAGAUGCAGAAGUUGUUGCGCGGCCGCCUGCACCUCCCGGCCUUCGAGGCCAUGCACUUGGCGCGCACCAUGACGCAGAUCUGCCGCGGCUACAUUGCCGGACACUCGAACACCACCAAAGGAAAAGGAUGGACGCAGCACUUGUUGCGCUGCAAGACGGAGCCUGGGGACCGCUCCAUGGGCUGCAUCAACUUCUUUACCCGGAUCGAGUUCCAGGAUGGGUCCAAAAAGCCCGGGACGCAGCGGUACCACGGCAGCGGCCGCCCACACGUGCAUGCGCUGUUCUGGGUGAGAGACCUCGCGCAGCUAGACUUUGCCGGAGUGGCGGCCGCCACCCUCGACUUGUCCGGGGACCAGGAAGCCUUGAUCCCGUAUGUCCGCGGCUCGCAGUUGGAUCAGCACGGGGAGAGCCGGUGGCCGGUGCACGAGGGUCCCUCGGACUUUGAUGCGGCGUCUGGCGCGCUGCGGCUGCGGCACACCAAGGACGACGCGGCAGAGGGCGUGCGCGGCUACUUCCCUGAUGUGAUGAGUGCGCUGAAGUGCCACCAAGAUUUGCAGGUCUCACAAGGCCGCGGGCUGCUGCUGACCUACGUUGCCAAAUACGUGGCUAAGUGGUCGGACUCCUCCUACGACGAAUGGAUGUCGGAUGCUACGAGCGCGACCAGCCUCUGCCGCAAGGUUCUCUUCGAGUACCACCCGCUGGAGCCGGAGAUGGUGCUGCAGCUGACAGGGGCCACGUUUCGCCAGUGGGAGUUUGGCUCAGCCAUGGGCGGCCGCCGCUCUGUGCGUGCGCCGCGCCCGAGCAAUCCGGAGCAGCCGACGUGGGUGCGGGCUUACAUGGACAGCGGCUGGCGCCGCGAAGACAUGUCGCUGCUGGAAUUCCUGCGCAAGACCGGUGGCGAGGACGGCGGCGCGAUUGCGGGCUGGCUGCGGCAGAAGCAUCGUGCCCACGUCAGCGCUGCGGCCGCUGCCGGCGCGCCGGCGGACUCCUUGGAAGACUUUGCCAACAAGUACCCCAUGCGCGGGGAGCAGCUGGUGGCAGUGGAGUUCCUAUAUCGGCUCAAUGACAUGUACUACGGCCAGUGGUGCGUCAUGCACUUGCCCUUCAGAAGCAUGGCUUUCUUCGACGUGCCGGCCGUCCGUGAUCGGGUGCCCGAGCGGUACCGCUGGUUUGCCACGGCCCUCUUGCUCACUGACGACUGCCGUCUGGUGCCUGCACAGCUGCAUCGCUUCUGGCGAGAUUUCGAGAGGGCCGAAGCCGAGAUGCACAUGGAGGGAGACUCCGACUCCUUUGUGCAGGACGUGAAGGAGUUCCUGGCCGGGCAAACCCUGGCCAUCGACAGAUACCUGUCCGGCCAGCUAGACUGUCAGGAAGAACCAGCAGGGGCCGCGCCGCGAGGACCAGCUCCGGCGCCUGCCGCCAUGUGCUUCGAAGGGAAGCAGGCCAUGCUGCGCAAGGCCGUAGGGAGACGAGUCGCCCUGGCAGUCGCCGCGCGGAGCGCGAACACGGAGCAGGAAGAAGAGCGGCUACGAGAAGAAGCUCGCGGCUCGGCGCAUCGCCCGGUCGUGUGCUCGGGACGCCCUGGCACGGGCAAGACUACGAUGGUCCACCGAAACGUGCGGGAGGCGCUCGCUGCUGGCGGCGCCGUGUGCGUGGCGCUACCUACUGCCCGCCUAGCGACCCGCAUGGCGGACAAGCUUGGGGCGCACGCAGGCUUGCUGGUGGACACCUUCGCCGCCGCCUUUCAGCUCCACAAGCCUGAGCAGGAAGCCCUCUAUGCCAUGCACGGCUACGACCUGGUGGUCGUGGACGAGUUCUCCCAGUUGAGCGCCGCGGAUCUGGAGCGCUUGCUGCGAAUCUGGCGCGCGGCGGACUGCCUCCCGGCGCUGGUCUUCCUGGGGGACAAGUACCAACUGCCGGGCGUAGAUCCCAUCCGGCCUUGGGAGAGCGCAGCCUGGUCGGUCAAGAACCUGUCGUUCGUGGAGCUCCAUCAAAUUUUCCGCUGCGAUGACCCGACCUUCCUGGAGACGCUGCAGCUGCUGCGGACGGCCAUGCCGACGAAACUUCAGCUCAACAACAUCUGCAGAGGGCGCAAGGCCUGGCAGGGCGACGCGCCGGAUGUCGCGGACAUCGGCCGUUUGUUGGCGCAACACCCCGAUGCCACCUUCGUGGCGGCCACGAAGACGGGCGUGGCCACCAUCAACGCCCUGGCUGUGGAAGCAUUGCACCCAAGGGCCCAGCCACUCGCCACCAUCCCUGGGGCCUUCGAGGACAACCCGACCAACUACGUCAGCGGCAAGCUCCGCGACGACCGUGCUCCGGUCCCGGCAGAUGUACCCGUGCACCGCGGCCUGCAGCUCUACCUCACGCGCAACGUGCGGAAGGCCGACGACUACAUCAACGGCAUGCGGUGCCACGUCCUCUCCUUCGACGAGGCCCGGCAAAUCCUCUGGGUGCGAACUGAGACCGGGAAACGCCUGCCGGUGACGCGCUGGCACGACCCUGACCACGCUCGCCUGGUCUAUUUUCCGGUUCGCCUGGGGUACUGCGCCACCGUGCGCAAGGUGCAAGGCGACGAAUUCGAUUUUAUCAUCGUGUAUUUGGACACGGCUAACAUGCCGGCGGUCGGCUAUACCGCCUUGAGCCGGGUGCGAAACAGCGCCUCGUACCUGCUCGGCGGACGUCUCACCCCGCAGCACUUCACGCCACACGCAUAUAUGGACGCAGCGGUCGAGCUGCGCCACGUUGCCGCUUACGCGGCCCUGGUCGGGGCCAUCCGCGCUGACGUCGAAGCAGCGGUCAGCAUGGUCCGCUUCGUCGAGCUGCGGCUGCAGGGGGUGCCGCCUGCUCUCGCGCCCGGCGUCCUGACGUCGUUCCGUCGUGAUCUCCAUUUGGUGACCCGCGACCUGGACCAUCUGCUCGCAUACGUCCUGGAGCUCGAGCAUCAGGUGGACACCAUGCUGGAAACCUGGCUUCGCACCCGCGCGCACCUCUUCGAACCAUCGCUGUCGUGCUUUGCGCUUACCCUCUUCGACCCACGCAUGGCGACCUUGUCGGGGCAGCCCACUGCAAUCCACUGGGACAUCUUUCGCUGGCUGCCGCCCUGCGGCGCCGUGGCCCUGUGCCUGACGUGCCCAGACCUCGCGCUGCUGCUGCCGGCGCUGCAGACGUGGAUCGACGACCAGCUUGAAGAGGCGCAGCGACAUUUGGAACUGUUGGCUACAGGCGGCUUCCGGGUGCCGAUGUUCCGCCGCGCCGGCGUAGGGUACGUGGGCUUCGACUUUCAUGGCCCGCCCUUCGGCGUCGUGGACUUCCUCCUGCGCUGUGGCCUCACGCUGCAGCGCCCGGGCCGCCUCGCGCAGUUUCUCCGCGGCGCCGGCUUGCCGCACCGCGCGUGGUUCGCCCCGGUGAACCUGCAGCCGACCGAGACAUCCCGCGCCUGGACCGACGCCGUCGCCUGGUUGGCGGCGCACGUGCGGGCGCAGAUGUGGCUACCCAACGAGGUGGCGCCCACGCGCCCGGCCGGCGUGCGACCGUGGCUUGGGACGUGGCCGCGGCCGGGCCGACGCUGCGCGUGGUACAUUGUCUACCACGCCGUCCUCGCCAUUCAGCUCGCCCACGAAUGGCUCGACGUACCCACGUUGGGACGGCUGGCCCGAGCAGCCGCGGCGUUCCCCGCGCCGGACGCCGCAGCCUUGGCGCAGCAGCACCUGCUCUUCGCCGACUACCGCGUCGCGUCUCUGCCCGGCGGGUUGGGUGUGCCGACACACGGCUCCGCCGCGUUGGCCUUUGCCGUCGCUGCGCGCGCUCUGUGGGAGCGUGUCCGUUGGGCGCUACAGACAACACGGGGCGCUUUCAUUGCCUGCCCCGGCAUGGCGGACAGCGCCGUGGCGACGGCGGACGUGCUCGGUCUGGGCAUGUCCACCUUGACCGAUCGCACGGCGCGCUUCGCUGCCGGCAUUCCCGACGAUGUCCCGGACGCAGACGCCUUGGACGACUGGCUCGCCGCGCGCGGCCUGGCGCCGGACGUCCUCGAAGCCUUCGCGGACCUCAACCCCCCCGGCACGAUCGACGCCUUGCUGGCGCUGGCCCGUGCCGGGGCGUGGCGCUACCGCCUCUUCUUUCCCGAAGCAGAAGACGAAGGCGCGGUGGCGCUGCUUCAAGUUGCGUCCCUGGGAUUCUAUUUUGUGAUCACCUUCGUCGAGCUCGCGCUCCUGGGUUUCAAGGAGAAAGGCGCAGGCAAAGGCAUGAGCGGGAAACGCUGCCGUUUAAGAGUGACGCAGGAUUACCGCAGGGAAGCCCGGCGCAUUGAGAUGGAUGCGUAUGAACACUUCGUGAGGUUUUCUCGAAGUUUGUUGGCUCACAGCUUUACCUUGUCGUGCUUCAUCUUGCCUCUUCGGCCCUAUCCCGCGCUAGCUGCUGUCAUGUCGUCCUGGGGCAAAGGUGCUUGGAGCGCUCGCAAGGGCAAAGGCAGCGGCGGGAAAGCGAAGGGCAAGGCCUUCGGCGAAAAGAAAGACUAUGUGAAAAAGGUUUCUUGGGAAAAUCGGCUUUCCAAGUGGUACCUUCGCCCUUACGUGGAUCAAGCUGGCAGCCCGUUCUCUGCCAAUGGCGUCCAAGAAUCCGAGCUGCUCUCCUCAUACCACCUACGCAACAUUCUGAGCGAGGACUCCUCGGAGUAUUGCGCGCGGCAGGGCAUUGCGCUCUCGGAAGGCGCUGCGAACUUCGAGGUUGGCGCUGGAGCGUUGCAGCACCACUUCGGCGAGGACGCCGGCGCCGGUUUGAAGAAAGUUGGCAUUCAGCCAUUACUCGAGCAGUUCCAGACUGCAAAUGGCAAGAAAUUCUUGGAAGCAUGCGCGUACUUGAACACUGCCAACACUGAAGUGGAACGCAACGAGGGAGCUACGGCCGCGGCCGUGAAACGCUUUGUUCGCUUCUUGACCCACGAGCCCGCAGAAAAAGAAGCGGCUUUCCGGAAGUUGCUGUCAUGGCAGCUGGCGUGCAUGCAGUUGGGCAGCAAGCGGCUUUACCGGAAGAUUGCAAGGCGUGGUGCGCGCGCCCGAGGAUCAGGAAGCCUUGGUAUGGUCUUUGGUGGCUGCCUUCAACACCAAAAACUCGAAGCUGGCGUGAAAAAGCGUGCUGCUGCAACCUACGAUUGGGACGAAGAGCCCACGGCGGCCGCAGCGUGGGGCAAGGGCGGUGCCGAGCUCUAUGGGGACGAUGCAGAAGACGACGCUUGGGAAGCGCAGCGGGCAAAAAAGACUUCCAAAGGAAAAGGCGGCAAGCUGACGAGCAAGCAGCCGGCAAAGAAGGCAGGGCCCUUGGCAUCGGAUGCGGAGGACGACUCAAAGGACAUCGAUCUAGCGUCCUCCCAAGAAGACGCGAAGGCGUCGGCGAGCUUGGACGUGACCGGCUGGCCUUUGGAGAAAGUCGACGCGCUCAAAGAAUUCCUAGCUGAGCUCGAGGGCAAAGUCGACAGCAGCAAAGACCGCCCGAGCAUCCAACAAUUGCAAGCUGUUCUGCAAGAAGUCCCGGAAACCAUUUUGAACCACCAAGGCCUGCAGAAAACGGUGACCGAUUUCAUGCAAAAGACCCGCUACCCGAGAACCGAAAACCUCAAAGCUUUGCUGAAAGCCUUGAAGGACAUGGUUGCCAUCGCGGAAGCCGAAUGGAAGAAGUGA
This is a messenger RNA of Durusdinium trenchii, 7917 nucleotides long. The record is from the annotation of a GenBank genome assembly. Lineage: Eukaryota; Dinophyceae; Suessiales; Symbiodiniaceae.